Physella acuta is the source of this 5565-nucleotide messenger RNA. Its product is annotated as ankyrin-2. Gene Ontology annotation, biological process: calcium ion transmembrane transport. Gene Ontology annotation, cellular component: membrane. The record is from RefSeq and is a predicted model, not a curated record. Lineage: Eukaryota; Metazoa; Mollusca; Gastropoda; Physidae. Gene Ontology annotation, molecular function: protein binding; calcium channel activity.
AUGUCCGGAAAAUCUCUCAGUAAACAAAUCAUGGAGAACGAUGAGGUGACGGGUCAAACACCUCUGAUGCUGGCAGUCCAAGAAAACCGGGUCACCGUCUGUGAGAGCCUGAUUGAACACGGCGCAGACGUCAACGAAACCACCCCAGACGGACGCACGGCUCUCCACUUCGCUGCACAGUUCUCGAGGGACGAUACGGUCCGUCUCCUCCUGGCCAGGAAUGCUGACCCCAUGAGACCUGGGGGUCCACUCAACCAGUACCCACUCCACCUGGCCUGUGCACGAAGCUCCGGCGCCCUGUCGACAACAAAACUUCUCCUGUCAGCCAUGGGGAAAGAAGCGAGGAUGGUGAAAGACAAAGAAGGCGUCAUCCCAUUAUUUAUGGCCGUUGAAUCUGGCAACGUACCCGUAAUCAAGGAGUUGUUAGCUCACCUGGCAAGUCAACAAGUAGUCUGCAAGAGAAAUGACACAGGAGACACAGCUCUACAUUUGGCAUGUCGUAAAAAAGAUUUGGAUUCCAUCAAGAUUUUGGUGGAUUCUGGAAUUGCUGUAGAUUCCAAAAAUAAAGAUGGACAGACUGCUGUUCAUGUGUCUACAUGGGAAGGUGACGAUGUUGCCCUGAGGUAUCUAUAUUCUGUUGGAGCUAGCUUCAAUGUUCAGGAUAAGUUAGAGCGAAUGCCCCUGCAUAUAGCUGCAGAAAGAGGUCACACUGACCUAGUGGAGUUUCUCAUCACCCACUGCAAGGCCACAUUAACUGACCGCACACAAGAUGGCAGCACUUUGAUACACAUAGCAUCUAAGUUUGGCCACCCUGAAACUGCCUUGGCUUUCCUAAAGAAAGGAGUUCCGCUGUUGAUGCCAAACAAAGAUGGUGCCAUAUGCCUCCACGUUGCUGCAAUGAUGGGGCAUUCAGCUGUUGUUAAGGCCCUUAUAGCAAAAGGUGCAACAGUUAAUGCUACAACCAGGGAUGGGCAAACAGCUCUACAUCUUGCUGUCAAGUACAGAAAGCCGAAUGUUGUUCAAGCUUUGAUUGGUAGUGGAGCACAUGUGGAAACUAAAGGGGGAGAACUGUUAGAAACCCCCCUUCACAUAGCAGCCAGAACAGAGGGUGGUGAGAAAUGUGCCGAGAUGCUGUUCAAAAGUGGAGCAGAUGUCAAUGCCACAAGAGAGAAUGGUGAGACAGCUCUCCAUGUGUCAGCAAGGUAUGGCAGAUUGAGUGUUCUCCGCUCGUUAUUGAGAGAGGGAGCAAACCCAAUGACCCAGUCAAAAGCUGGUGAAACAGCCCUGCACAUAGCAACUCGACAUUGUCAUUUAGAUAUUGUUAAGGAACUUCAAGAAUUUGUUUGUUUAAAAAGGUCAUUACAUGAUGCCAUCACCCUUGCCAACCAACAGAAUAAUGAAGGGGAAGCCCCAAUACACUGUGCAUCAGAAAUCAAGAAAAGUCAAGUUCAUAAUGAAUUCGAAGAUACUGACCUUGUCAAAUUGAUCCUCAGUUACAAUGCUAAUGUCACUUACACCACAAAACUGACUCAAGAAAGUUGUCUUCAUUAUUGUGCUAGAGCUGGAAAUGCAGACAUUUUAAUGGAAAUAGUCAAACACCUGGGACCACAGAUUCAAGCAAUUGUUAAUAAACAAUCUAGGAAUGGCCAGUCACCACUUUUGGUUGCGAGUGAGCAAGGCCAUCUUGAUAUUGUAAAAAUCCUGUUAAAAAAUCAAGCUAGGGUCGACAUCUUUGAUGAGCAUGGCAAAACAGCCCUUCAUUUGGCAGCAGAAAAUGGCCAUGAACAAGUCGCAGAUAUGCUGCUCUACCACAAAGCAUUUGUUAAUGCCAAAUCCAAGCAUGGCCUGACACCCCUACACUUGGCAUCAUCCAAUGGAAAUGUUGCUCUAGUCAAGUUACUUGUUGACAAACAUGGGGCAACUAUUGAUGCCUUGACUUUGGCCAAGAAGACCCCCCUGCACAUGGCAGCACAGAAUGGGAAAAAGGAAGUUUGUAGUGCUCUUAUAAAAAUGAAAGCAGAUACCAAUGCUAUUGAUGCGCAAGGUCAGAGCCCCCUACACUUGGCUGGUGAGAGCAAUCACUCAGAUGUUGUCAAGUUGUUCCUCAAGUACAGACCUGAACUAGUCACCAUGGCCAACACUAAUGGAAUGACAUGUGCUCACAUUGCUGCAGCUAAAGGAAGUGCAGAUGUCAUCAAAGAACUCAUGAAGUUUAAUAAAAUCAUCAUCACUACUGCAAGGAACAAGACCAAUGACUCUACUGCCCUGCAUCUGGCUGCUGAUGGUGGACAUUCCCAGGUUGUCAAAAUUUUACUGGAGGCUGGUGCCUCAGCAUUAGAUGAGAAUGCUGAUGGAAUGACUGCUCUACAUUUAGCUGCUAAACAUGGGCAUAUUGAAGUCAUGAAUGAGUUAAAAAAUUUCAUUCCUUUAAGAACAGCCAGUAAAAAAACAGGUCUAACAGCCCUUCAUGUGGCAGCCCACUUUGGUAAAGCAGAUUUUGUCAGAGAAAUGUUGAUCAAUGUGUCAGCUUGUGUCAAGUGUGAGGCCCCUGUGUCAAGUACAUAUGGCAUGCAGUGGUCUUCAGAAGCCGGCCUGACACCUCUACACUUUGCAGCCCAGUCUGGUCAUGAGGGACUGGUCAGAAUCCUGUUAAACUGUCCAGGUGUCCAGACAGACUCGGCAUCAAGUGUCACGGGUUCAAUUCCACUUCACCUGGCAGCAGGCAAUGGUCACACGUCUGUUGUCAGUCUUCUACUGAGUAAAUCAACAUACCAGAUCCACACCAAGGAUAAAAGGGGGAGAACUGCCUUGUUGAGGGCAGCAGCCAAUGGUCAUUUAGAAAUGUGUGCUCUUUUGAUUGGCCAGGGAGCUGACAUCAAUACAUCAGAUAAGAAUGGUUUCACAGCUCUCCAUUUUGCCAGCAGUGCUGGGUACUUGAGUGUGGUCAAGCUUCUGGUGGAGUCUGGUGCCUCCCCCAACAUUGAGACCAAGGAUGGGAAAGUGCCCAUCACCUUUGCCACAUCAGCUAAUCACAUAGAUGUACUCAGUUACUUGAUGAAGCGGGAUCACAACACCAGGCUGCUCAUGGAGGAUAGAAAGUUUGUUUUUGACUUGAUGGUUUGUGGGCGAAUGAACAACAACAAAUGUUUGGAAGAGUUUAUUCUUCUCUCCCCUGCACCUGUGGACACAGCAGCCAAGUUGGCCAGGAAUUUUCAGCUUCAGGCUAUUAAAGAGAAAGAAAGGUCACGUGACUUAGUAUCAGCCAGCACCUACUGUGAAGCUAUGGCCGUGGAGCUGACAGCCAUAGCUUCAAAUGUCAGCAGUGCCAGAAAGUUGCUGAAAGCUCUGGACAACCAUGGCACACCUUUUCUUGAUGUCUUGAUUGACAUGGAGCAGAAAGAGGUUGUUGCCCACCCAGCAGUACAAAAAUAUCUCUCAGAUGUCUGGAUGGGGGAUCUCAGAUGGGCCAACUGGAAGAUUGUUAUGUUAUUUUUUGCCUUUUUGCUUAUCCCCCCUGUCUGGAUUCUCUUUUCCUUGCCCUCAAGGCAUAGGUUCAACAAGGUCCCUAUAAUAAAAUUUAUGACCUACUUGGUGUCCCACUUUUACCUGAUGAUCCUGUUCAGCCUGACCAUAGUAGCCCCCCUUGUCCCCAUCUACCAAUCCACAUCCCUGAUCCCACAUUGGUACGAGUGGAUCCUGCUUGCCUGGUUGUCUGGUCUGCUGGUCUCAGAACUCACCAACCCAGGAGAUAGACAAGGUCUGGGCUGGAUACGUACUGUCAAUCUGGGCAUAUGUGCUAUUGCAAUUUUUUGUCACAUACUGGCAGCAGCAUUCCAAGACAAAGACCGCAUGGUCAUGCUCUACAUAAGAAACCAGUUCAUGGCCUGGGCUCUGCUCUUGACCUUCGUCCAGCUACUUGAGUUCCUCAGCUUCCACCAUCUGUUUGGCCCCUGGGCCAUCAUCAUUAGAGACCUGAUUAAAGACCUGGUGCGCUUCCUGGUUAUACUGCUCAUCUUUAUGAUAGGCUUUACCCUGCACCUGACAGCCCUGUACCAGCCUGUCUUUAGUCCAUACGCAGACACAGAGAUUGGAACGGAUUUUGUACAGCCCAACACAUUAAGUCCCAUAGAUACAUUUGAGUUCUUGUUCUUUGCUCUGUUUGGGUUGACAGACCCAGCCAGCUUUCCUCCCUUGGAUAGAAGCCCUAUGUGGACUACAGUUUUGUUGAAGGUGGUAUUUGGAACGUACAUGAUGAUCACAUUUAUUGUGUUGAUCAACCUGUUGAUAGCCAUGAUGUCAGACACUUAUCAACGCAUCCAACAACAGUCUGAUGUGGAAUGGAAGUUUGGCAGAGCUAAACUCAUCAGAAACAUGAACAAGACAUCCGCCACACCUGCCCCUCUCAACCUGUUUACAAAACCUUUUUUCUACUUGAAACUGGCUUUGAAAUUAAAAUGUAAAAUCUGGAGCCCACUAGCCUCAAAUUUCAUGAAUGAAGAGGAUCACGACACCAUGUCAGACUCCAGGUCCUUGGAUAAUUUUGGUGGCUCCAACUACAAGCUGUGGAAGCGGAAGAGCACAGUGGAGCCUGCAGGAGUGCAGGUGCAUGCGCAGAACAUCGAAGACGUGGUGGAUUGGAGAGUGGUGACUCAUCGGUACCUGGUCAUGCAAGGGGCCAGUGACCUGGACGAGACGGUCAUCAAAAGCUUCAAACCCUUUGGGAUGGAUGCUCUAGAAGAUGAGGUGACCUAGAACAACAUUGCCUGUGGGUGGGGGGAAUUCUUGCUGCAAAACUGAUGGAGUGUUGUCUAAUAAUACAUCUAAUUGAAUGUGAAAAAUUCUUAUAGCCAAGCUUCAGUAGCCUGAUACCCCAUAUCUAAUGGAAUGUGAUAGAUUCUUAAAGUUACUCUAGGUAAUGCAGUAUUGAAUAGCCUUGAGCUAAUUAAAUGUGACCGGUUCUUAAAAGUUAAACUACAGUAUCCAGUUAGUCUUCAGUUAAGGAAAUGUGAUGUGUUCUUAAAGCUAAACUCUAAGGAAGGCAAUAUCUGGAUAGCCUUGAACUAAUGAACUGUUAUAGAUUCUUAAAGCUACACCCUAAGGAAUGCAGUUGUUGGAUAAUCUACAGCUAAUGGAAUGCAGUUGUUGAAAUACAGCUAAUGGAAUGUGAUAGAUUCUUUAAAUGUAAGGAAUGCAGUAUCUGGAUAGCCUUGACCUAGCAAGAUCUCAUCUGCUCCUUGUUACUCUUAAGACUUGUUACUUGUUAAAGUGAUAUUUUUAUAAUGUAAAAUGCUAUGGAGUGAUUACUUCAACCAUGUUUCUACUUUAAUGUUACAUCCCUGUCAUUCAUUACCAAAUUUUUUCUUUCACUGUGUAAAUACUUCACAUCUUCAUGAAUAGGUGUGUUAAUUUAAAUGUUUUUGUAUACAUUUCUAUAAAUAAAUAUAAAGCACUUUGUGAGGUGUCCAAACAAAACACCUGGACAUAAUCCCCUAUCAACAUUAGACCCCAGGACAUAAACCCCCAACCCCAACAGAAGCCCCACAGGACAUUUCUCCUCCUCCCCCC